Messenger RNA from Diabrotica balteata, 453 nucleotides. NCBI's taxonomy places the organism in Eukaryota, Metazoa, Arthropoda, Insecta, Coleoptera, Chrysomelidae. The record is from the annotation of a GenBank genome assembly.
AUGGAAGCAAUAGAUGUAAUAAAAGCAGUAGAAGCAAUAGAAGCAGUAGAAGCAAUAGAAGCAAUAGAAGCAAUAGAAGCAAUAGAAGCAAUAGAAGCAAUAGAAGCAAUAGAAGCAAUAGAAGCAAUAGAAGCAAUAGAAGCAAUAGAAGCAAUAGAAGCAAUAGAAGCAAUAGAAGCAAUAGAAGCAAUAGAAGCAAUAGAAGCAAUAGAAGCAAUAGAAGCAAUAGAAGCAAUAGAAGCAAUAGAAGCAAUAGAAGCAAUAGAAGCAAUAGAAGCAAUAGAAGCAAUAGAAGCAAUAGAAGCAAUAGAAGCAAUAGAAGCAAUAGAAGCAAUAGAAGCAAUAGAAGCAAUAGAAGCAAUAGAAGCAAUAGAAGCAAUAGAAGCAAUAGAAGCAAUAGAAGCAAUAGAAGCAAUAGAAGCAAUAGAAGCAAUAGAAGCAAUAGAAGCAUAA